ACAGUAUCCCUCCGCCCACUACUGUUCUCAAGCAGCCGAUUCGACCCGGCAUACUGCGCUGCAGGACUGUCCCACUUAGCUCAAUAAAGGAGGGGUCGAUGAAGCCCACCCUGUCAGCUUUUAAAGGUUAAAUGAUAUGGCGAGAUUCAUUUGUGAGCUGAAAGAUCACACGGACGACGUGAAUUGCUGUAGCUUCUCUGAUUCAUACGUGGCCACAUGCUCUUUGGAUAAGACUAUCCGGGUUUAUUCCCUGAAGGACUUUAAAGAACUGCCUUUCUCCCCACUGAAAGGACAUACUUAUGCUGUUCAUUGGUGCUGCUUUGCUCCUGAUAAACCCAUUUUAGCCUCUUGCUCAACUGAUGGCAAGACCAUCCUAUGGAGUAUGCACAAUGGGCAGAUGCUGGCAGUGUUGGAGCAACCUAGUGGCAGCCCGGUCAGAGUUUGCAGAUAUUCAUCAAUUUCCAACUACUUGGCAACCGGGGGCUCAGAUGGUUCGAUAGUGUUAUGGAACGUUCAACAAAUGAAAUUCCACAGGUCUGCCACAGUGAAGGACGGCUCAAUAGUGGCGUGUGCAUUCUCUCCCCAUGGAAAUCUCCUCAUUACUGGCUCAUCAUGCGGUGACUUAACAGCCUGGGAUGAGAGCCUGAAAUGUUUAUACAAUGAAAAGGGACACGACUUGGGAGUAACCUGCUGUGACUUCUCUUCACAAACACUAACUGAACAUGGCAUUGAAUACUACCAAAUGGCAUCUUGUGGGCAAGACAAUGAAAUCCGAGUUUGGCUGAUCUCAUUCAGUGAUGCACGAGGCUUUGACAUGAGAUGCCAGCUGACUCUAGGAGGACAUUCUUCUCCUGUUCUCUCUUGUUCUUUCUCCAGUGAUGGUCAGCUAUUGGUUUCUGGGUCUGUGGAUAAGUCUGUAAUAAUUUACACAGUUAAAACUGGGUGCAUUCUUCAUAUCCUCACUCAUCACACAAGAUAUGUCACUUCAUGUGCCUUAGCACCCAAGCACCCACUACUCGCUACAGGAUCAAUGGAUAAAACCGCGACUAUCUGGAAAUUAGGGCAUUCGGAGGACAUACCAGAUUUCACAGCGGAGAGCAGAAUGCAGAUGGACGUGGAGACUUGGUCAGAGGAGAAGGUUGCCACUUGGCUUUCUCAGGAAGGUCUGAAUGAGGUGGAACAUAUAUUUAAAGCUAAUAAUAUUGAUGGCAAAGAAUUACUGCAUCUCACCAAGGACAACCUGCUAAAUGACCUCAAGAUUGAAUCUCUAGGCCUGCGCAACAAAUUAGUAAGAAGAAUCCAAGAUCUGAAAGGCAGUGCAAAAGCAGAGUUGUCUAAUAUCCCUAACGAGUUUCUUUGCCCCAUAACAUGGGAACUAAUGACGGAUCCAGUUAUUGCAUCAGAUGGUUACUCCUAUGAAAGGAAGGCAAUUGAAGACUGGAUCAGUAGAAAGAAGAGGACAAGCCCCAUGACCAACCUCCCGCUUGAAAACCUUUUACUAACGCCCAACAGAACUUUAAAAAUGGCCCUGAACCGCUGGCUGGAGAGACAAAAUCACCGUGAGGCAAAGCAAAUGACCUUACACAGGUAACACUGGUGGCCUCAUCUCUCUGGGUACAAGGGGUAUGUCUGUGUGAUAACCCAACAGUGCACUUGAACACAGACUUAAGUCUUGAUUCACUCUACUCCAACCAAAUGACCAGAGUCUCCUCAAUGGAAGAAGCUCUGCAGAACACAUUUGAUUGGGCAAGAUAUGAAAGGAACAUGUGCAAUAUGAAGGACACUAGUCAUUGUGUUGUUAUUUAAAUGUGGCCCUGAGAACAGAAACAGAUGCCUGUUUCCAGAAUCCAGUUUAUUUUAUGUGCUUAAUGCUCAACCAAAGAGCUUCUGCUGAGCCACAACUCCCAUCAUUACCAAUUACUUGUCAGUGGGCACAGUCAGUGGGCACAGGGAGUUGUAUAUCGGUGCAUUCUGGGGAGACAUGGGUUAAAGAUUUCUGUUCUUUGCUUGGUGAAUGAUUAGGUGCUGCAGAUUCCACUGUAAUGGGACCUUGUUGUAUGUUGCUAUGGACGGAUCUGGCUAAUGUGCACAGUUACUAUUUUCCCUUUAAUUUGAGCACCUCCAUGAUUGAUAGUGGCAGCCAACAGAUUUAUUGUAAGCAAGAGGGCCCUCCAUACUGGUGCACUUAAACUAGGAGGAUGCACAGUUACUAGUACCAGGGUGCUAUGCCCAAUAUUCUUAUACAGUGGCUUGUGCAGAAAGGGGCUUCAUUUAAGUGGCACAGAGCUGGGGAUACUGUAUAUGGGAAUCAGUACAAAAGUCCUACAUAUUGAGCUACACAUGCACUUCCUCUCAGCGCUCUGAAGAACGUGCAGCGUGUAGUUCAGCUCUAGGGCUUCAAUUUUCCUUUAAUAAUCAUAUAUUUGUUAUCCAGCCCUAUAUUUUGUAACCCCCCCAUCAUUGCUGCACAAACCUGUGACCUGUAUAAAUAAUGAAACCAGAUUUGCCUUUCAGUUCAUUUAGGUUUGGGGAGUCACGGUGUGAUUUUUCUGCCCUUACAGCUCAUUGUAGGUAAGAAAGUGUUUGUCCCUGAGAUUUCCAAUAGAUAUAAAGCUAUAACAAUGUGUGAUCCAAUGCCACGGAUUUCCCAGGUGGAAAUGCCAUUGUAAUCAUGUUUUGUCCCUUUCAUUUCCAGUCCCUUGGACAGUAUAACCAUUAGCUGCUUAACCAUACACAUUACAAUUAAUAGUAUCAUAAUAAUAAUAAUAAGUGUUUGUACCUGGAAACGCUGUGUAAUGUUCAAUAAACUAGACAACUGUUGAGAAGAAAGUGAUUAAAUAAAUAAUUCAUUUGAUACAAUAAUAAAGGUUACAGUUGUGCUUUAAUAGUGCAUUAGCCAUAACACAUGUGGCUUGGACCCCAGCCUCCUAUACAUACACAGUUCUGUUGUGUUUUAAGGGCCCUUAAAUUAAUAAACCUUAAUUCACUCUAAACAGCCCCAGAAUAACAUACCUUUUUCCCUUAGUUUAUUUUAUUUUGUUUCUCUGAUACAAGCAGCUCUUUAGGCUACUUCCUUGUCUAGCGU
Molecule: messenger RNA, 3085 nt
Organism: Xenopus laevis (African clawed frog)
Lineage: Eukaryota; Metazoa; Chordata; Amphibia; Anura; Pipidae
Gene: wdsub1.L
Product: WD repeat, sterile alpha motif and U-box domain containing 1 L homeolog
Exons: 11
Coding region: 137-1591 (484 amino acids)
Source: RefSeq, a predicted model, not a curated record